CCCCAGUUGCAGAGACCCCAGUCCAGCCUUGACUGUUGCUCUUUAACUAAGAUUUGUAGCAGAACCUCUUUGUUUUGAAGACUUGCUUUUGAGGCCCCAGCGACUUGCUAUGAGAGAUGUAAAAGGUGCACUUGCCUCUGAGAGUGUCCUGAGCACAUCCCUAAUCCAACUGAGAAGCUGUAGUUGUAAGUAACAGAUGCUUCUCUCUCUCUCUUGCUCUCCCCUAAGCAUGGUGGGAAAAAUCUGGAGGAAAUCCUGAUUUCCACUCCUCAGACUCCAGCCCAUGGAGCACUGGCAAAGCUACGGACGGAGGAAGUGCCGAGUUCCCAGCAACCAAUAGACGAGGACUUUGGAAAAGGCCCCUGGAUUGCCAUGAAAACCGAGCUGCGGUUGGAUGAAAGAGACCCCUCCUGUUUCCUCAGGACGUAUAGCGUGGCCAUGGUGCUGAGGAAGGCAGCGCUGAAGCAGCUCCCGAAGAACAAGGUCCCCAGCAUGGCGGUGAUGAUCAAGUCACUGACGCGCACCAAUGUUGACGCUGGUGUCGUGUUCAAGGAUCCUACCGGAGAGAUGCAGGGGACAGUGCACCGCCUGCUGCUGGAGGAGAGACAGAGCGACCUGAAGGCCGGUUCAGUGCUUCUCUUAAAGCAGGUGGGGGUGUUCUCCCCGUCCCACCGCAAUCACUACCUCAACGUGACCCCCAACAAUCUGGUGAAGAUUUACCUGGCGGAGUCCAGGGCCGGGAGCCCCCUGCAGCCGUCACAGGAGCCUGGGGAGAUGGGAGACGGGACGGUGCCAGUGUCCUUAGAGUUACAGUGCAAUGCCAAGCAGAGAGCUGUGCUGGGGGCGUCUCCUGUGCUCUGUGAGGUCCAAAGCCCGGCUAAAUUCCAGCAGGACUCCCCAGAAAAUCUCUCCGGGGGUGCUCCCAACCCCAGGAGCACAUGGAGCUCCAGGAGGGAUGGAAACAGCAGCUGGCGGACGGAACCAUCCUGCCAUGGAGACAGCAUGUCGGGGUCAAACAGACCUUCCCAAGAGGAGCCCCCGGGGGCUGAAGCCUGUGACCUGGACGAUCUGGAUGGGCUCCUAGGACAGCUGCCGGAGGACUUCUUUUCUGCUUCUGCCAUGGAGAGCAGCCGGUGACCCUCUCUGGAGCUACGAGGCGAAGAUCCCCCAGCCAGCAUGGAGCCGGAUGGUCAGUCAGCCAGGGGCAGCACCCGGGCUGAAUCCAGGCAGAGCAAAGAUUCUGAACAGCGAGGUGACUUGUGUGCCUUAAGUAUCCUGUAUAUGUUUAUGAAUGGUAAGUUUGUUGUGUGUCUGGGAGCUGUGCUGACGGAUAGUCUGGGACUCUCGUACAGAACAGGGGCGACGCUGGCAGCCCUGAUGUGAAAUGAUUCCUGCCUUGUUACCGCUGUGCCCUUCCAGCAGCACCCUGGCAGUCUUUGCUUGGUGCCUUUGACUGAUCGCGACCCGCGAGUGAUACAGCUUUCCCUGCUUGUAUCUGAUUCCUGCAUUAAAUGGGUGUUCGGUACCUUUCACGUGUGACACUCUUUCUUCAGCUGCCCCGCUUUCCUCCCCUUCGAUUUUAUGCAAAGCCAGCCUGUCUCCUAGCCAGGGGAGCAUGGUGCUGUGUGGGGAGGCUUCUGUUAACUGGAGCAUGUCUCCUUUAAAGCAUUAACAUAGAGCUGGCUGGGUUGCUUUUGGGAGUGAAGGAAUCCCAGGCCGUGCUCCUGCAACGUGCCCAUUGACCUCACUGGGGGGAGACGUGUGCAAGGACUGCUCGAUCAGCCCGUAACAGGACUGGAGCUGCAGCUGAGGACAACAGAGUUCUUGAUAUUUGAAGCUGGAUCCUCCCCGCCAUUGGGCAACUGCAACUCCCAGCAAAUUCCCCGAGAAUCAAAGGCGCUCGGUACCUUUCACUGCUCCCCGCAGACAAAGGCUUGUAUCAAAUGCAGCUGCGUCGACGUCGUUCUCCACUGGGCAUCGGGAUGGCAACCAGGCCAGCCGGAAUCCCUGUGUUGUGCUUGAGAUGGUGACGGCGUCGCUCACCUCAUGUCCUGAGUGCCGGGGCCAACCUUUUCCCCUCUGCUCACCUCGCUUCCUGGCACCCUGCUGAUCUGACAGCUCUGUUCUUCUGUGAAAUCUUCCCAGGCCCUGGCCUUAAGGGGAUGCCAUCGGGUUGUAAAAAAAAAAAAA
Messenger RNA from Trachemys scripta elegans, 2190 nucleotides. RefSeq names its product homologous recombination factor with OB-fold (gene HROB). The record is from RefSeq and is a predicted model, not a curated record. Gene Ontology annotation, biological process: recombinational repair. Lineage: Eukaryota; Metazoa; Chordata; Testudines; Emydidae. The coding region runs from base 373 to 1137 and encodes 254 amino acids. The transcript is spliced from 7 exons.